GCGCAUCGAGUGACUAAAAUCCUGCGGUAAAGACGAUUAAAAUGUUGUGCGGGUUUUUGCAGAAAAUAUUAACCGUUUUUUGUUUCAAAACAAAAUUAAAAAUUAAAAUUAAAAAAGAUUCAGCUAAUUGAAGAGUUUGCAGAUUUUACUUCUGCUUUAACUCAUCAUGCCACCGAUAUCAUCCAGCAAUACGACGUCAGACAGCACGAUUUCCAAGUUCACAAAGAUUCUCCCCCUUUCAAUUCGAAAAGAUGGUUCACUCGCGUCAUUUUCCGCAGUGUCAGAUUCUUCCGCCAGCGGAGGAGGUAGGCGAUCAUCCAGUCCUCAUCGUCCCCAAGGCGAAUCGAAGGAAAACGUUCGGGUCACGCUGACCUAUCCGUCGCCCGCAUGUGGAGCCAUGAAUCCUCACAAGGACAUCACACUGCGCCUCACGAACGAUGAAAAUCCAGGAUUCUUCUAUCAUUUGAAGAUAACCGAGGCUGACUUCCCCGAAUUAAAAUCGCAGCAAGGACUUUUAGUGGAUUUUUAUGGCUUUCCAAAUCAGUUAGUGACCCUUUUGGAAAGAUGCGAUGGAAAUUAUGGGGGCGAGGAUGGCUCUUCUUUUGGAGGUGGUGGAGGAGCAAAGUUCGUUAUGGUCAUGAAAAUUGGAUCACAUGCAAUUGUAUUGGACAUUGUUGAAUCAAACCCUUUCAAAUACCUUUGUCACUUGUCUCUCCACAUCAACGCCGGGACGGAUGGUGAGGUCAAGAAAUACCUUUGCGAUGUAACUAGCGGGCUAAAAAAGGACUACGAACUCCUUCGAGACAAGUAUAAUCAUUUAAUGUCCAGCAUGGAAAGUGAGUCUGCCAGGAUGAAGGAGCAGAUGGAUGUUAAGAAUGGAGAAAUUGGUCAUCUCAGAGACCAACUUCACGCCCAGGCUAAUUCCCUCUCGACCAAGCAUUUCCAAGAUAUGACGCAAGAAAAGGAAAAGCUAUUAAAGUUGCAGUCGGAACUUGCUGCAAAGUUUGAAUAUGAAAGGAGCGAGAUGGAGAGGCGACACUCAAUUACAAAUUCUACUGUGGAGGAAAGAAUAUCUUGUCUCGAGACAGAAAAUCGUGACCUGCUUCAAAGCAAGUAUAAAAGUGAGACAGCUCUGCAAGACGCAGCCAACAAAAUAAAGCAUUUCGAAGACGAUCUCAAACUUUUGCAACAGGAAAUUACGCUUCUUCGGAAACAGAAUGACAAAUUGGAUCACGAUUACCACGAGAAGCAAAGCCUGAGUACGAAUCUACACAAUCGCGUCACUAAUUUGGAAAGUGAACUUAGAGAGAAGCAAAUCACUCUGGAAAAAAAUCAUGAACAGAUUAUGCAGUUGUCCGAAACCAAAAAGACUCUUGAAGAUCACGCCACGGCGAUGGUGAAUGAGGUCGAAAGGGUGAAAAAUGUGAACAAAAUGGUCUCAGCAGAGUUGAUUAAAGCGAAUGAGAUUAUUAAAAAGUUGCAGGAUGAUAUUCGCACUUUGAACUCAAAGACGAAAUUGCAAACUCAAGUAACUACGGAGCAAGAACGUGUCAUCACGGACAGAGACAAAGCUAUUAACGAUCUGGAAGCCACUAUUUCCUCUUUAACUGCAUCCUUGUCUACAGCAAAAGCCGAUGUCGACAAGCUAACGAAAUCAGAACAAGAUGCUGACGUAAAAAUACAAGAGUUGGAGAAAACGAUUACAUCGAAUGAAAACAUGAUUUCAUGGUUAAACAAACAACUCAACGAAUUUCAAGGCCUUUCCAACUUAUCAAAGUUUAGACAAAAUCUAGCCAUGAGUGCAAACUCACAACUUGGACAACAUCAAAAUAAUCCUUCCCCAAUUGCGCAUUCAACCUCUACUGGCCCCACUAUGUCCAAUAAUAAUGAACCAGCCCACUCAAAAAUGUACUCUGCUACAAAUAAUGAAGGUAGUGGUGGGAGACGCUUUGGAGCUGCAUUCUCAGCAAGCAAUCAAUCUCAGAACACUCUCCUGAACGGAACUCCUUCUUGGAUGCACAUUUAUCAAAGCACUUCCACUCCGUUGGAUGAUGACCUAAGUUCCAGACUGGAAAAGGUGGCGACUAACCCAGGUCUCGGUAUGAAUUAUAACGACUUGAAGUCACGUUUCGCAGACCCGUAUGAAACUGAACUAAUGAACAAAGACGGCAAGAAAGAGACUGACGACGCAACAACAAAGCCAACAAAGAAUCAUCCUAGUAGGACACCGACUUGGGCUCGGGGCCGUGGUGGCAGAGUCACUUUGGAUCUAACGGCUGGAAAAGCAGGGGCGUUACGUCGGUAAUUGUUUCGAUUUUGCAGUUUGUUUCCUUGAUCUCUUAUCGGUAUCUUAAUUUUCUAAUUUUACCAAUCUAUUUACUAUUAAUUAUAAUGCACUAUUUCUGUCUUCAAGCAUGUUAGCUUUAUGCUGAGUUAGCAAUUUGGUAAAGUUCCAUUCACGUUUUUUAAGAAAGUCUGUGCAAUUUGGUAAUAUAUUUAUUUUAUAUUUUAAUAUAUGGCAAAUAUAUUUUCAAUUGUUUUAGUGCUACAUAUAAGUUUAAUUGGUCAUUAUGUAGUGUUGUUAAAACUGUUAUAAAUCAUGUGUUUAAUUCAAUUCAAUUUUUAGAAACUCUGUCAUGAAUUAUGACUUUUUUCCUUUAAUUCAUAUGCAAAUAAUAGAACAUAUAACCGGCCAAUACCACGCUACACGUAUGUGUAAUACAUACUGACACUUGUCAAUGCAAUGCUACCUUUUUAACAUUAACAAUAAAUGAACUAUG
Folsomia candida is the source of this 2780-nucleotide messenger RNA. RefSeq names its product spindle assembly abnormal protein 6 homolog. Bases 167 to 2305 code for a protein of 712 amino acids. Gene Ontology annotation, biological process: centriole replication. NCBI's taxonomy places the organism in Eukaryota, Metazoa, Arthropoda, Collembola, Entomobryomorpha, Isotomidae. Gene Ontology annotation, cellular component: centriole. The transcript has 5 exons. The record is from RefSeq and is a predicted model, not a curated record.